UUGAAGUUUGAAUGAUUAUAAACUAUUGAAGGUCAUUGCUUUCUCAUGGCACUAAAACCCUAUUUAAACGCAGUUAGGCACACUCUAAAUGCAGCAUUAUGUGUUCAGAAUUUUUCUUCACAAGUUGUUGAACGUCACAACAAACCUGAAAUAGAAGUUCGAACCUCCAAGGAACUACUACUAAACCCCGUAAUUAUUAGUCGGAAUGAAAAAGAGCGGGUACUGAUUGAAGGGUCAAUUAAUUCAGUUCGUGUCAGCAUUGCUAUCAAACAGUCUGAUGAAAUCGAAAAGCUACUUUGUCGAAAAUUCACUCGGUUUAUGAUGACUCGUGCAGAAGACUUUGUUAUACUUAGGCGUAAACCUGUCCCUGGCUAUGACAUCAGUUUUCUUAUCACUAAUUUUCACACGGAACAGAUGUCAAAGGCAAAAUUGGUUGAUUUCGUAAUUACUUUCAUGGAUGAGAUUGAUAAAGAAAUUUCCGAAAUGCGCUUAGCAGUGAAUUCUCGGGCUCGUCAAUGUGCUGAAGAAUUUUUGAAGGCGUUUGACUAACAGAUAUGUGAAGACGUCUGAAAAGAACGAUGCAGUUUACGAGGAGUCGAAAUUUUCGUUGCAACUCUUUCUUUUUUUGCUAUGUUGUACCUCGGUCCCAUAUAGUAAGGAAAGACGACCAGACGCUGCUACAUUUAGUAAGCUAUCAGAAAAGUGUUUACCAACGACAAACUCGUUGGGUUUAAACUUCUGGCUGGCCACGUCUUAGGGUCGUCACUGCCCCACUAGGGGGGGAGUGAUCUGUAGCGGUAAAUAAAUCCCCAAAAUAAAUAGCUCUGUAAGUUUUCGACAUUGGAUGCUGACCAUAUGUUUUAGUGGACUCAUCUAGCUGAAGGUGCUCGGUCAUGCAUCCGCACCAGAUCAUGUGUGGUAACGCCGUGCUCAACAUCAACCGCAGUCGCUAGCCAGAUUAGAUCAGAGAAUUCCGAUAUAUUGGUCAUCGCCAAAUAUACUCUUCCGAUCUCCUCGA
This is a messenger RNA of Schistosoma haematobium, 1018 nucleotides long. Its product is annotated as Actin- protein 2/3 complex subunit 4. Bases 46 to 549 code for a protein of 167 amino acids. Gene Ontology annotation, molecular function: actin filament binding. The record is from RefSeq and is a predicted model, not a curated record. Gene Ontology annotation, cellular component: actin cytoskeleton; Arp2/3 protein complex. Gene Ontology annotation, biological process: actin filament polymerization; Arp2/3 complex-mediated actin nucleation. Lineage: Eukaryota; Metazoa; Platyhelminthes; Trematoda; Strigeidida; Schistosomatidae. The transcript has 4 exons.